Molecule: messenger RNA, 3097 nt
Organism: Girardinichthys multiradiatus
Lineage: Eukaryota; Metazoa; Chordata; Actinopteri; Cyprinodontiformes; Goodeidae
Product: periostin-like
Exons: 23
Coding region: 156-2675 (839 amino acids)
Biological process (GO): extracellular matrix organization; cell adhesion
Cellular component (GO): extracellular matrix
Molecular function (GO): cell adhesion molecule binding
Source: RefSeq, a predicted model, not a curated record
GUUGUUGGUAUAAAAGCUCCCUCUCACAUAUGUGUUGCCAUAUUGUUUGUGUAGUUUUUUUUAAAGGGGUGCCAGAGUGUGCGAGUGUGUACUCUGAGAAUAAGAGGAAAGAUUUUUAGUGACCUUAAGGUGCAGAGGACUGAUAACUCCUCAAGAUGGAUCAGCUGCUAGUCGGGACCUUAGCGUUGGUGGCACUCUGUUUUCUAGGAAGUGUGGAUUCCUCAGCUUAUGACAAAAUAGUCACCCACAGCCGCAUACGGGCCAGGAAAGAAGGGCCCAAUGUCUGUGCUCUGCAGCAAGUUGAAGGAACCAAGAAAAAGUACUUCAGCACAUGUAGGAACUGGUACAAAGGAUCCAUCUGUGGCAAGAAGGCUAUGGUUUUAUAUGAAUGUUGUCCUGGUUACAUGAAGCUGAAUGGAAUGACAGGAUGCCCUGCCGUGGCUCCAAUUGACAAUCUAUACAAUUCUUUGGGGGUUGUAAAGGCUACAACCACUCAACAAUACUCUGAUAUGUCAAAAUUAAGAGAGGAAAUCGACGGCCCAGGCACCUUCACUGUGUUUGCACCCAGCAACGAUGCUUGGGAAGAAAUGAAUCCUGCUGCACGUGCUGCGUUAGAGAGCAAUGUGAAUAUCGAGCUUUACAACGCCCUUCACUAUCACAUGGUGAAGAACCGCCUGAUGACCAAAGAUAUGAAGAACGGAAUCACUGUCACUUCAAUGUACAAUGACCAGGGGAUCUACAUCAACCACUACCCAAACGGGGUGGUGACUGUGAACUGUGCCAGGAUCAUCCAUGGUAACCAGAUGGCAACUAAUGGUGUGGUUCACGUCAUAGAUCGUGUAAUCAGCUCUGUUACUAGCACCAUCAAAGACUACCUUGAUAAUGAAGACCAGCUGUCCUCUUUCAGUAAUGCAGCAUUUAUUGCUGGUAUUAUGGACAAGAUGGACCAGCCUGGUCAGCUUACUUUGUUUGCCCCAACAAAUGAAGCUUUUGAUAUGCUGACGCCAGGCUUUAUGGAGAGUAUCUUUGAAAAUGAGCCAGUCAUUAAAGCACUGGUGAACUACCACCUGUUGAAGAGUGCCCAGUGUUCAGAAGCAAUCAUGGCAGGAUCAGUAUAUGAGACAGAAGAGGGCAGCACCAUAGAGAUUGGCUGUGAUGGAGACAGUCUGACUGUAAACGGAAUCAAGAUGGUGUUGAAGAAGGACAUCGUAGCCUCCAAUGGAGUUAUUCACCUCAUAGACCAGGUGCUCAUCCCUGAUUCAGCCAAGGAAGUGAGGGAACUGAUGGGAAACUCCCAGAGCACUUUCAGCGACUUGGUGUCUGAAAUGGGUUUAACGGGUUCCCUGGGUUUGGACACACAGUACACACUCCUUGCUCCAAAAAACGCUGCUUUCGCAGAUGAGGUGACGACAGAAGAUGAGAGCUACCUGAGACUCAUUCUGGAAAACCACAUGUUGAAGCUGAAAGUCACACUAAAUGCACUUUACAACGGACAGCUGCUGGAAACGCUUUCUGGCAAACUGCUCAGAGUCUUCAUUUAUCGCACUGCUGUGUGCAUAGAAAGUGCAUGCAUGGUGCAAGGCAGUAAAGAGGGACUCAACGGUGCCCUUCAUGUUAUGAGCUCACUGAUCAAACCAGCCGAUAAAACAAUCUUCGAACUCCUGGAAGCUGAUGGAAGAUUCAAGAUUUUCUUGUCACUGAUGGAAACAGCUGGUCUGAAAGAAUUGCUAAGGCAGAAUGGCUCCUACACCACCUUCGCACCAGCAGAUGAAGCAUUUGAAGCCCUGAGUAAAGAGGACUUAGAUUUGCUUAAAAGUGAUCUAAACGCUUUGAGAAACAUUCUUCUGUACCACUUCAGUGAGGGCAUCUUCAUCAAUGGAGGACUGCAAGCAAAAGUGACCAAUCUUCUGAAAAGCCUCCAGGGCAAAGACCUCCAAGUUAAAUCUGAAAAUAAUUCUAUCCAUGUCAACUCAGUGAAGGUGCCUGGCAGUGAUCUGAUGGCCACAAAUGGUGUGAUCCAUGUGGUAAAAAAUGUUCUUUAUCCUCCAGACCUUCCUGUGGGCCGUCAGGACCUCUUGAUGGUGCUGCAAAAGCUGAUUAGGUAUAUCGAGAUAAAGUUUAUUUCUGGAUUUACUUAUGCUGAGAUCCCACUCACCUUCAUCAAAAGGAUCAUCACAACUACUCAUUACAUUGAAGUUCCAGAAGCAAAAACAGUAAUCAUUGAGGAACAACCAUCUGUUAGAACAGUUACCAGAGUCAUUGAAGGGAAGCCAAGCUUAACACAGGUGACAAGAGUGAUAAAAACAGAGCCAUCUGUUUCAAAGGUGAUUGUUGAGGGGGAUCAGUCCAGCAAAAAAGUUACCAGGGUCAUCGGCCGUCAGCCUUCCGUCAGCAAGGUUACAAGAGUCAUUGGAGGUAGAGAAGACAGAACAAAUAAGAGGACAGAAACAAGUGGAACCGUAAUCACCACGGUGAAAGAGCCUCAGAUCAUUGCGGUCCCAGAUUUGGCUAAGCUAACCAGCAUCAGUGAAAAUCCCACUCUGCUGAAAGAGGAAUCUGCAAAAAUCACCAAAAUCAUCCAAGAGGGAAGAGGAUUUGCUGCAGCCAGGAAGGCACCAGCUGGAAUAAGGAGAAGAGCAAAGCUGGUCAAGCAUCAUCACAAGCCAAAGGAGUGAAAAAAUACGUGACAAAAUACGUAAAAAAAUACGAAUGCAUGUUCAGUGCUCCUGGUUGAGUUCUGGAAGACUAAUACAGAUUAAUCAAGUGAAUCUAGCAAUUUCUUUGUCUUAAUAUCAUAUAAACUAGUCUGGUGAUUUCUUAGGAAGACUUUUGGGAGGUGUGUAACGUGUUUUGUAUAAAAUUAUGCUUUUUAUAUCAUGACAAACAGUGUUUUGAUAUCAAUAUGCUGUUCUCCAGAUGGAAGUUAAAAAUGAAUUGGAUUUUGUUUCAGUUUUUGAGAAACAUAUUCUUUGGAAAACCAAAGUUUCUCUUGGUCCUGAAUAUAAGCUUGAACCAUGUUUGCAUCUAACAAGGUUUAACAAUGUUGUUGAUAAAACGGACUAAUACAUUUGUAAAUACAAUUCAUUUUACAAGCUGA